GCGAACUCUCCGAUUCGGGCCAUGGCGCGGGCGGGUCCCCCUGAAGUGAUCCGGGCAGCGCAGAAGGACGAGUACUACCUGGGAGGCCUGCGGAGCGCGGCGGGUGAAGCGCUGCACAGCCUAGCGGGUGCAAAGAAAUGGCUGGAAUGGAGGAAAGAGAUCGAGUUGCUCUCUGACAUAGCCUACUUUGGCCUCACCACAAUUGCAGGCUACCAGACCCUUGGAGAGGAGUACGUGGGGAUCAUCCAAGUAGACCCAUCCCGGCAGCGUGUGCCCUCCAGGCUCCGCCGUGGAGUGCUGGUUGCACUACACACUGUCUUGCCCUACCUGCUAGACAAAGCACUGCUGCCCCUGGAGCAGGAGCUGCAAGCUGAUGGCGACGGUCCCCGGGCUUCACAGGGCAGUCUGCUACCUGGAGGACGCGGCCGAUCAGGAGCACGGCGCUGGGUGCGUCACCACGCAGCCACCCUGACUGAACAACAGAGGAAGGCCCUCCAGCGGGCAGUCUUUAUUCUGAGACAGGGCUUCGCCUGCCUCCAUCGGUUCCAUGUGGCUUGGUUUUAUAUUCAUGGUACCUUCUACCACCUGGCCAAGAGACUAGCAGGGAUCACUUACGUAAGUAGCCAUGCCAAGGGGACCGUUAUCCAGGCUGGGAUCCUCUGAGCAGCGUACUUGGGGACCCAUGCUGACAUGAUCACAGCCAAGUGUUCUGCUUCCAAGUUGCAAUAGAAAUUCUAUACUUGGGAAAGAGCGGAGUUUGUUCAGUUGUAUUUUCCAAAAAAGCCCAGGGAAAUCCAGUUUCCACAAACUGAAGAUGGGACAGCAGACUUGGGCACAUGACUGAGUGGACUUUGGUCUGGCCCUCAGUAGAGGGCCUGUGGCUAUGUCCAUUUCACUGUUUGGAGAAGAGGGUGUGGAGUGCAGGUUCUAGCCCAGAGUCUGGCCUUUCCCAUUCAUCCCUGCCAGCAGAGGGCCCUGUUCAUCACCAUCCAGCAGCCCUAACAGAAAGGCAAGAUCUUAGGGUUUGGUCCUAGAGUGAGCACAUCACCUCACUACAGCACUGGCCACAUAACAGUCUGUACUGUCCUUGUUGUUGCCUCUGGCAGUCUCCUGUCUCAACCCUAGCUUCCUACCAGUGCCCUUGUAUCCUGUCACACCAAAGACUUCGCCCUGGUUAUCACCUCCAUGCUUGCCACCUACCUCACCUGUCAGGGAACCAAAUGCCACAUCUCCCUCCAGCCAGUUCGCUCCUCUCACACACACUUAUUAUAGACAGAACCAUAGUCUGGUCUCAGGCCUUAACUUCCGUACUGCCAGAUAAAGCAAAACCUACCCAAGCAGUCAUUUAGUUUAGCAGAUGUGCCUCCCUUCCUAUAGCUGCUGAAUGCUGGGCACUGCAGUAGGGCCUGCAGUUUUCCUGUUCCGGCCCAAGGCAUGAUGUAACCUGGUGUCUUCAUUUCCCUGCCAGUGGGAAGACAGAGUGGAAGACAGCAUAGUUUGUUGUGAUGUGUAUGGCAGUUACACCACUAGCCAGAGCAGAAGCUAGAACAGCAUCCUUGAGGGCCAGAGUGUCAGAGGGAUGGUAUCCGCCUGUCCAGGUCCCCUUACUAUUCUCCACCCUACUCUUCCUUAGGCUCCUUCCCUUCCUCUGAAGUAGUUCCCAGACAGCUCUAGAAUCCUCAUCCAUUUUUCUGGUCCAUCCAGACUCCUGGGUCAGUUCUUGUCUGUGUUGCUAAUGUCUCAAGGUCACCCUAUAACUAGGGUUCCCAGUCACUACUUAAACCCAUCUCCAUUGGUUCUUGCUCUCGGGACACUGCCAGUGGCCAACAGGAGGCCUGGCUGAAUAUAAAACCUCCAGCAGACAAGAGGCCAGGUCCUAAGGGAUCCCAAUAGCCAA
Mus pahari (shrew mouse) is the source of this 1897-nucleotide messenger RNA. It is a transcript of the gene Pex10, whose product is annotated as peroxisomal biogenesis factor 10. Lineage: Eukaryota; Metazoa; Chordata; Mammalia; Rodentia; Muridae. Bases 22 to 663 code for a protein of 213 amino acids. The transcript is spliced from 3 exons. Gene Ontology annotation, molecular function: zinc ion binding. Gene Ontology annotation, cellular component: peroxisomal membrane. The record is from RefSeq and is a predicted model, not a curated record. Gene Ontology annotation, biological process: protein import into peroxisome matrix.